Messenger RNA from Vitrella brassicaformis, 2443 nucleotides. The record is from the annotation of a GenBank genome assembly. NCBI's taxonomy places the organism in Eukaryota, Vitrellaceae.
AAGACAGAAGCCCCCGUUUUGCAUGGGAGCUCAUCUUUACCGGCCCCUGCCUGUUCACGAAAUGGUCAAAUUACACGAAAAGCUGUGCCGCUGACAUCAUUUGAUUCUCUGCCUUGUCUGUGCCUGUCUGUCUGUCUGUUGUGGCUGUGUUGUGCAGCCAACGGGCGGUCGGGAUGUCGAAUUUGUGCCGCAGUACAAAGGUGGGUAUCUGUGCGACGAAUAAUGACAGACAGGGGGCGUCUUGAUUUGUUGUGUGGUGACUGUCUGUGCUGUGUGUCGAUGGUAUUGAUUUGCAGUGUGGCCGGGCAACAAUCGAUUCUACUGCGGAGGUGCGCAUGAUGCUUCGCAGACAGACAGACACUCACGCAGACAGGCGGACAGGCAGACGGACAGGGCUGGACUGUGUUGUGUUGUGCGAGCAGGUCGUUGUGUGACUGGUCCUGAGCCGGGCUAUCUUGCAGUGACUGUCCUGCUCAUACUGAUCCCAUCCGGCGGAUUCUUCGUCACCGUGUAAGGGACAACAGCAUUCACAUACGCUCUCUCUCGGCUGCAGUGUAUAUAUGUCUUGUGUGCUGCAGUGUUCCGUUGGUGUGUGGCCAUGAGAUGUGGUGGGUGAUACUGCUGCCCAUCGCCCCUCUCUUCCCCGCCACACUCGUGUUGCUGCUCGCUGCUGCAUUCACUGAACCCGGCAUGUAAGCUACAGCGCGUGAGGGUCUGUGUGGCUGGCCAUAUCUCCCAUGUGUGUGUAUCUAUUGUGUAGUCUGCCGCGCCGCAAUCCUCCGCCAGAGGAGAUCCCCCAAACAAACGAAGGCAAGCCAUCGAUGGAUGGAUGGAUGGAUGGAUGGAGGAGUGGAUGUCUGUGUGUGUUGGUGGAUUCAAUGGGUCCAUUGUGCAGCUCGGGAGAAGGAGGUGAUCAUCAACGGAUGCUCAAUCAUUCUCAAGUGGUGCCGUAAGUCGACACAACGGCCGCAAGAUCGUCCACGUGUUAUGCCAUUUUUCUGUGUGUGUUGUGUCAUCAGCGACGUGCAAGAUUUGGCGCCCGCCCCGGUCGAAGCACUGCGUGUUCUGUGACAACUGCGUGCAGAGAUUCGACCACCACUGCCCAUGGUACUCACCAUACACACACACACAAUGCGCUAAGAUAGCACAACGAGGCGUCAUAUUUCUCUCUGUGUAUUGUUUGUUGUAGGGUGUCGAAUUGUGUGGGUCUUCGUAACUACCGGUUCUUUGUGUUGUUUGUGUUUUCGUGUACGCUCUGGGCAUUCUAUGUCGUCGUCGUCGACGCAUACGCACUCGUGGUACACACACACACACACGCAGGGACUGACACACAUAGACCUGCCACACACAAACACCGUCUUUUUUGUGGGUGUGUGUGCGUGUGUGGAUGGCUGGAUGGCAGAGUUUGGCCUACGUCGGCCACCACAUGUCUGUGCCGCUGCUCAUCGACACCAUGAAAGAACACCCAAUAUGGUGCGGACGGACCGACGGACACAAUACACAUUGUCUGUCUCUCUCACAGAUGUGUGUGUGUGUGUAUGAUCACCGUGGCAGCACGUUGGUGUUGGUGUUUACUUUCUGCAUGUUGUGUCCUCUGGUGAAUCUGAGCAUUUUCCACUGCUACCUCACGGCGAGAAACCUCACCACCAACGAAGAGGUACCACACACACAAAUGGACAGACAGACAGACGGAGACGGAGGAAGAUGCCUGUGUGUGCGCGCGUCUAUCUGAGCAGAUAAAGGAGCUAUAUGGGCAGAAGAAUCCUUUCUCAUUAGGUAUCAUGUGCACAGAGGAACCUGCUGUGGCGCACACACCGGGCAUGCUACGCUGGCUGUCUGUCUGGCUAUCUGCCGUCUUCGUGCAGGUCUUCGCGGCAACUGCAGGGAAGCUUUCUGUCUAGAGAGAGAACCAAGGUAUGCACUCAUACUCGAAACACCCGCAAGCACCCCCCACACGCACUCAUCUCUCUCUGUGUUAUCUGCAGCAAGAUUUUAUGGCGGCAACCGGUGUGUGUGCCGACCUGCCCCCCUCUCCCAGCAACCCUGGUUGCGCCAUCUCCAUCCCCACGCACAGCAGGCUCCCACACAUCAGCACGGUCACUGGCUGUCGUCACGCCGACCGAGAGGGGAGACCGGGACAGGCGAGAGAGGGAGCGUGUUGGUGUUGGUGCUGAUGAGUGGCGUGUGGAGCAGAUGGAGAGGGGGGAGGGCACUUGACCUCACUGACAUGUGUGAUGUGGUCGAUAGAUAUAGAGUGCCAGACAGACAGACAGACAGACAAAGCUAAGUCAGGGCUUUUUUGCUCUCUUGUCUCUGUCUGUGUGUGUGUGUCUGUCUGUCUGUGUCUGUCUGUCUGUCUUGUGCGUGCGCAAGUAAGGUGAGAUGGAUGCAGACACGAUGACACGAUUGCAUUAACUCACAUUGUGACGACUGUCAAGGAUCC